Gallus gallus (chicken) is the source of this 3005-nucleotide messenger RNA. RefSeq names its product translocase of inner mitochondrial membrane 17 homolog B (yeast) (gene TIMM17B). Gene Ontology annotation, molecular function: transmembrane protein transporter activity. Bases 40 to 540 code for a protein of 166 amino acids. Lineage: Eukaryota; Metazoa; Chordata; Aves; Galliformes; Phasianidae. The record is from RefSeq and is marked validated. Gene Ontology annotation, biological process: protein import into mitochondrial matrix. The transcript is spliced from 6 exons. Gene Ontology annotation, cellular component: TIM23 mitochondrial import inner membrane translocase complex; mitochondrial inner membrane.
GGGGCGGCAGGGCGGGCGCGGCCGGCGGCGCGUGCGAAGAUGGAGGAGUACGCGCGCGAGCCCUGUCCCUGGAGGAUUGUAGAUGACUGCGGAGGUGCCUUCACCAUGGGAGCGAUAGGAGGUGGCAUUUUCCAGGCCAUCAAGGGCUUCAGGAAUUCCCCAGUGGGCGUAAACCACCGACUGCGGGGAAGUCUGGCCGCUGUUAAAACGAGAGCUCCGCAACUGGGAGGUAGCUUUGCUGUCUGGGGAGGUCUGUUCUCCAUGAUUGACUGCAGCAUGGUCAGAAUGAGGGGGAAGGAAGAUCCAUGGAAUUCAAUCACAAGCGGAGCCCUAACUGGAGCCAUCUUAGCUGCCAGAAAUGGACCUGUUGCCAUGGUUGGAUCCGCCGCAAUGGGAGGAAUUCUCCUGGCUUUGAUUGAAGGAGCUGGUAUUCUCUUAACAAGAUUUGCCUCCGCACAGUUUCAGAACGGCCCUCAGUUCUCAGAUGACCCCUCCCAGCUGCAGCCCUCUCCAUUUGGCGACUACAGACAAUACCAGUGAUCAUCCUCAUUCUGUUAGUUCGUAUUGUAGCUGAGCUGUAAUUUAAAAUGCUGGAGGAUCAGGAUAUGGUAUGUCUUUACACCAGUGGUAGUCUCUUACACAAACCAUGUCAAGAGGACCUUCAGCACUUGGCAGUGUAAAGCUGCACAGAACUUUUAGAAGAUGACAGAUCUAUUUAUUGGUAACAGAUUCCAUUGCUGUAACGUUAAUACAUGUCUGAUAGAAUACAUGGAGAUUUAAGAUAAGGACCAAACGGAGUCUUGUAAUCCCUUGGCCAUUGGCUGAAGUGAAUGUCUGUGAAGUCUUCUCUGGGAUGUGGCAUUAACUAUUCCACAUCUGGAAUUUACCCUCUUCCCUUUUGGAUUUAGGUUGCUAUACAAAUUUUGGAUUUUAUGUUGCUACACAAAUUUCAGCUUAAGGGAAAGUGUUAAACUACGUGCAGGUUUACCUUCCAGAAGUGACUGUUACUGGAAUGCACAAGCCAGUGAAAGCAGAGGGCUCUGUGUGGUUGGAGGAUGAAGUGCAUUGCACCUGCAUGUGUGCUUUCAGCACGGUCUGUUGGCUUUUUGCUGUGGAUUGAGUCCUCUAGUGCUCUGAAGGUAGCACAGUUCCGUUGGCUCUGUGUUUUCGUUCUUAGACUCCAGUUCUGAAGGCACGUUCCCUCUUGCCAGCAGUUAAAAAUCAUAUCCAGUGGGGUUUUCUGUUGUAGGUCCUUCCUAAUAGGUAUAUUGUAUCAUGAAGUGCCAGCAGGUGAUAGCAUUCAAAGGCUUGUGUAGCAUUAUCCGGGACAGCUGAGAGCUUUUCUUCUGCCCAGAAAGGAUCUCUAUAGUCUGAGGAAACUGCCAGACUCAUUCAGUAGGACAGCAUGAAAGUAACAGAAGUGCUCAAAUGGGUGAAUUAAGAUUGUACAAUGUGUGCAUGCAAGUGCAAGAUCCUGAGCAUAAGGCUCAUAUGUCCUGUAGAAGUGACAAUUUCCUCACCUGUUUCCACCACCCUGCCUGUCCCAGAGCCACUCCAGGACUGCCUGUUGCUCUGGUACCUCGCUGUUCAGUGUUGUUGCUGCUGGCAUGUCAUUUUCAAGAAUCCUUAGCUCAACAGCCUUGUGUUUGUGAAAGCUUGUCUUGCUUUGCCUCUUACCUGGUUGCUCAGGUGAAUUGUAAAGGAUUGUCUUGAUUUGUUACUCAGCCAGAGUGCUUGCUUCUGUUCCUGAGACCCCAGCUGUGGAGGAAUGAGCAAAUCCCUGGCAGGUGAGGGGAAAUUACAGCCAGAUCCCUCAUCAGUGCUGCACCUCCCUCAGUAUCCAAAUCUGCAUGUUAAUCACCAGAUGCUUUCCUGUGCUCUUUAUAUAGGACUAGCACACUGGGUGGUGUUCAGCACUGCAUGCUUACCCUGGGAUGGGCCUCUGCAGCUCAAGGGGGUCAUCCUUGGCCCAGCUCAUGUCCCUGCACUGCCCUCCAAGCUGUGUGGGGUCAGGAGGUGACUCUGUUGAGGCUGAGCUGCUCAGGAGCUGAGCAAUCCCAGGCUGGGUGCAGGAGGCCCCAGCACUCCUAGCCUUUCCUGGGUGCUGUCAGAUUGGGCACACAGCAUCUGCUACUCAGGGACUGUAUUUAAGCAGCACCCUGAACAUCUUGGGUGACUUCUCCCAGCAGUGUUUGGCUGGGAGCAGACUUUGGUGGGGUUGUGGUAGGGAGGUGUGCAGGAUCUGCUGCUCCCUGCUUUGGGGUUCCAUCUAAGCCAUGCAUUUGGCAAUGCCCAAAGCCAGGCCGUGUCCAAACAGCCCCAAGAGGGGUCACCACACACCCCUCUGCCUCACCUUGCUGUGAGGUUACAGGCUUCAGCUGCUCAAGAAGAGCUUUAUUCAGCUCAGCCCCUCCCCUCUAAUCCCCCAUGACUGUCUGCGCCCCACGGUCACUCACACACCUCUCUCUGCACAAGGGCAAACCCUGAUGUGAGGUGCUGCCCUUUGCUCCUCACAUGCUAACCAGGUUACAGUGUCUUUGCUGGACGGCUGGGAGCCCUGCAGGUGAGCUGACAGCUCUCUUCCCCUUGCUGUUCCAAGGAGGAAAGGCAGCAGGUCCCUCAGCUCUGCAAUGCACCAUGCCUCCAGGGAAGGGUUUCCUGCCCUGUCAUCUCCACAACACCCACAAGCUUCCUGUUUUGGUGCUGUCCUGACUCACUUUGGGCAGGAUGGAGACCACAACUUGCAGGCAGCUCACAGCUAUCCCUGACACUCUCCUCAGGGUGCUCUCCCUGGAGCGACUUCUCCAUCAACACCCCAAAAAACGAGACCAACACCACCAGCACGACACUGAACUAUUGACCUCUUUAUUUCAAUCAGCUACAGCAGCUCUACAUUCCCCUAAAACACUGUCCUUCCUUCACUACCACAGACAGCGAGGGAGCCGAGUACACUGCGGUGGCAGCAAGUCUUCUUAAAGCUUAGUAUUAAAUAUUAAAUAUUCUCU